This is a messenger RNA of Sinocyclocheilus anshuiensis, 2346 nucleotides long. RefSeq names its product probable E3 ubiquitin-protein ligase HERC4. The record is from RefSeq and is a predicted model, not a curated record. The coding region runs from base 1 to 2340 and encodes 779 amino acids. The transcript has 20 exons. NCBI's taxonomy places the organism in Eukaryota, Metazoa, Chordata, Actinopteri, Cypriniformes, Cyprinidae. Gene Ontology annotation, molecular function: ubiquitin protein ligase activity. Gene Ontology annotation, cellular component: cytoplasm. Gene Ontology annotation, biological process: ubiquitin-dependent protein catabolic process; protein ubiquitination.
AUGUACUGUUUUUCUACCACAGACAGACACGUCCCAACGGUUGUAAAUAGUCUUAACCGGAAGAAAACUGUGUCCAUCUCAUGUGGAGGGGAACACACUGCCACUUUAUCAAAGGGCGGCACAGUGUUCACAUUUGGAUCCGGAGGUUCUGGUCAGCUUGGGCACAACUCAUUUAGAGAUGAACAUCAUCCGCGGGUGGUUGCUGAACUGUGGGGAUCUGAAGUGUCACAGGUCACAUGUGGGAGACAUCACACACUCGUAUCAAUCACAUCGUCAAAGCUGAUCUACUCGUUUGGAUGUUGGAUCCAAGGGAAGUUGGGAAAUGGCAAAAUGAUCAAGAAGUUUGUGCCUUUCCCUGUGGAUCUGUCAACUAAAUGUAAUCAAGAAUAUGCGAUUGAAAAACUCGUUGCUGGGGAGAAUCAUUCCUUUGCCUUGUUUUUCAAAGAACUUGGGAAUGAGUCUGCAAUGUCUAAGCCCAAUCUUAGUAGAGGGAUUGUGACAUUAAAUGAGAGAAUGAUUGACCGCUGGGUGUCUGAAAGAGACUCAUGGGUAACGAUAAAGAGGGAAAUAACAAAAGUGUUCUCCUCUGCUGCCUGUUUGAAUGGAAGUUUUCUCAAAGCAAGUCAUGAUGAACAGGAUUUUGAGCUGGCUGAAAAAGCUUUUUCAAAGUUAUUAGGGAAUGAAAAGGUGAUAUCGAAGGUAGUGAAGGUGGUUGAACAGAUGCUGCGAUCUCUGAAUCCAUAUCCAGUUGGUGAGGAAUCGCUGAGACUUUACAUUCUCCUCCCUGAGCUCAUCAGACGUCUCCAGAAACAACGAAGAACUGAACUCACUGAAGCUCUGGCCUCCAAAAUCCUUCAGCUGGAUCCUGAUGCUCACAAGGUGUUAGAGAAGUACUGGUCCAAACUCCCUGAUGAUUGGCUCAAAAGCCUGGUGAAGUUAUUUCGUAAAGCAUCUGCUGAGCUGAUUGGCCAGAUUUCUCGUGGUAAAAUGAAUCAGGAUAUACAACACUUGGAGAAGUUUUUGAAGAUCCUUCAGAUGAUCUAUCAGGUCUGCUGCAGUGCCAACAGAGACAUCCCAAACAGGGAUUUCAUCAUUCAUGAGAUCAGUGAUCUACUAGACACGCUGCAAGCCACCAUGGAAUACCUGGAAGAGUGCAUUGAUUUCUAUGAUAUAGAUUUGAAAAGUUACUACAUUAGAACUAUUAAAAUAUUAUUCAAGUUCCCUUUUGCGGCUGAUACUGCAUCUAAAUGUAGAAUGUUUCGUUACCUGCGGGACGAAUGGAUACAGAGCGUUCCUGACAUAUAUAAUGACAAUACCAACAUGCUGCGCAUAAACAGGGAAUCAUUGUUGACGGACACACUUGAGUAUCUCAGACAAAACAUCCACUCAUUUUCCCAUCGAUUGGAGGUGACGUUCAUUGGGGAGAAUGGAAGAGAUAUGAGGGGUUUAUCGGCAGAAUUCUUCUCCCUCCUUUCCCAGUAUCUUCUGAAAUGGGAGAAGAAGGUGCUUGAAGUCCAUGAGAGUUCACUGGUUUGGUUCAAUCCUGAUGGCAUGCAAGCUAAGAGAGAUUUUUACUAUCUUGGCGUUAUCUGUGGAAUGGCGCUCUACAACCAUCAUUAUAUAAACAUUGGCUUCCCACUGGCCUUGUUCAAGAAACUCCUCCAGCAGAGUCCCACUCUGAAUGAUCUGGAGGAACUAUCUCCUGUGGAGGCCAGAAGUCUGAAAAGCCUUCUUGAGGAGGAUGAGGACGAGGUAGUGGAUAUGCUCUUUUUGGAUUUCACGGUCAAAGGGCAUGAGCUCAUUCCAAAUGGAAAUCAGAUUCCAGUGACCAGAGCUAAUAGACAGAAAUAUGUGGAUUUGUAUGUCGACUUCGUUUUCAACAAGUCAGUAAACAGUCAGUUCGAGCAUUUUUCAGAAGGUUUCUUUAAGGGCUGUCCGUUCGAUGCCUGGAGCAUGUUCCACCCUGAGGAACUCCAGGAGCUUCUCCACGGCUCCCCUAAAUACGAGUGGAAGGAGCUUCAGCAGUGUGCUUCCUAUGAAAAGUGCUCUGCCUCUGAUGAGCUCAUCAAGAACUUCUGGACUGUUUUAUCUGAGCUCUCUGAAGAGAACAAGAGGAAGUUUCUGAUUUUCUUGUAUGGGACGGACCGUGUACCUGUGGGAGGUUUCUCAAAGCGCUCUCUGAAGAUUUUACUGUCAGACUGUCCUGAUGCAGAAGACCGACUGCCAGAGGCCCAGACCUGUUUUGGCAGAUUAAUUCUUCCCAAAUACAGCGAUAUCAACACACUUCACAACAAGCUUAUACACGCAAUCAGCUUUUGUGAGGUUUUUGGACGAGAGUAAACUUCC